Molecule: messenger RNA, 1092 nt
Organism: Chaetomium strumarium
Lineage: Eukaryota; Fungi; Ascomycota; Sordariomycetes; Sordariales; Chaetomiaceae
Product: mitochondrial carrier domain-containing protein
Exons: 2
Coding region: 178-960 (260 amino acids)
Biological process (GO): phosphate ion transmembrane transport; succinate transmembrane transport; oxaloacetate transport
Molecular function (GO): malate transmembrane transporter activity; succinate transmembrane transporter activity; thiosulfate transmembrane transporter activity
Source: RefSeq, a predicted model, not a curated record
CACCCAUCCUCUUGACCUAGGUAAGUAGUAGCCUCUACCCAAUGAUGAAGCCCCCAAUCCAGUCGCGCCCGCUGACCGAUGGGCAUAGUCAAGGUACCGAAACGCCCCCCAUGCCGUGUUAUGCCGUGAUAAUUGACGGCCUCAAUCCAGGUCCGCCUCCAGACCCACAGCGGCGACAUGCCCAAGACAAUGAGCGGCACUUUCGUGCACAUCGUCAAGCACAACGGCGUGCGCGGGCUAUACAAUGGCCUCUCUGCCUCCCUGCUGCGCCAAAUCACCUACUCCACGACCCGCUUCGGCAUCUACGAAGAACUCAAGUCGCGCUUCACCUCUAAGAAGGAUGACCCGGCGACGGGCAAGCCCAAGCCACCGUCGCUCGCCCUCCUGAUAGCGAUGGCCUCAACAUCCGGGUUCAUAGGCGGCAUCGCCGGCAACGCGGCCGACGUUCUCAACGUGCGCAUGCAGCACGACGCGGCGCUACCCGCGGCCGAACGGCGCAACUACGCGCACGCGCUGGACGGGCUCGUGCGCAUGGUCCGCGAGGAAGGGGUCGGCAGCGUGUUCCGCGGCGUGUGGCCCAACAGCGCGCGGGCGGCGGCCAUGACGGCGAGCCAGCUGGCGAGCUACGACGUGUUCAAGCGCACGCUGCUGCGGCUGACGCCCAUGCAGGACAACCUGGCGACACACUUCAGCGCGAGCUUUCUCGCCGGCGUGGUCGCGGCCACGGUGACGAGCCCGAUCGACGUCAUCAAGACGCGGGUCAUGUCCGCGACGGGCGGCAACCAUGGGGUGGUCGGGGUGCUGAGAGAGGUGUAUGCCAAAGAGGGGAUGCGGUGGAUGUUCAAGGGCUGGGUGCCUAGUUUUCUGCGGCUAGGGCCACAAACAAUCUGUACAUUCCUCUUUUUAGAAUCUCAUCGCAAGUUGUACAGGAAGAUGAAGGGCAUAGAGGAUCCGGUAUGAAUGAACUGAAAGAGCCACUUGAAUAUGGGGGGAUGGCGGGAUAGAAGUCAUAGAGUACAUAGAGCUCUUAGAGGGGAGCGCUAUACCAUGUACAUACGGGCAUAUGGGCACGCGAGGCGUUUGUUUUAGACA